GGUUUUUUCUUAUAGCUCACGCUUUUGAUGACGUAUUUCACACGGGAAGUGAAAUUUUCGAGAGAAAAACAAUAACACGCACAUUCCGUAUAAUUUGUUUUAAUAAAUAACACCGUUUACUUACAAAGAUGGCAGAUGACGACAAUGAUAUGGAUAAUUUUGAUGAUGAUGUGGAUGAUGGAGACAUUGAUGAAACACUUGAUGAGCACAUCAACACUCAAGAUGAUGAGGGGCAGAUGGAAAUCAUGUCUGCGGAUGCUGCUCAGCCUACUGCUCCAGCAAAGCGUAUCACCACCCCCUACAUGACCAAGUAUGAAAGGGCGAGAGUACUUGGAACCAGAGCGUUGCAGAUUGCGAUGUGUGCACCAGUGAUGGUUGAACUAGAAGGAGAGACAGACCCUUUGAGAAUUGCCAUGAAAGAACUCAAGGCCAGAAAAAUCCCUAUCAUCAUAAGACGUUACCUGCCUGAUGGCAGUUUUGAGGACUGGGGAAUCGAGGAGCUCAUUAUUGCUGAGUCAUGAUGGAGAUACAUGUACAUUGAACUCUUAAUUUGUGUUUUUAUCAAAUGGACAGUGUAAAGCUCAGCAAUUACUGUAAAAUCCAGUUUCACAGUGAUUAUUAUUGCAUUACAAAGUUGUGUAGUCCAGCAGAAAGAUUGUUCAAUUGUUUGUCUGUUUUUAUACCCCCACAAAUGAAGUUUAGGGGGGUAUAUAGGAGUGAACUUGUCUGUCGGUCCGUAUUAAGUGUCCGCUCUCUAAUUCAAGUAGUUUUUAUCCAAUCUUCACCAAACUUGGUCAGAAGUUGUAUCUACAUGAUGUCUAGGCCAAGUUCGAACAUGGGCCUUGCCGGGUCAAAAACUUGGUCACAGGGUCAAUGAGUGCGUUUUAAACAUUCAGCAUGUUGUCCGCUCUCUAAUUCACGUAGUUUUCAUCCGAUCUUCACCAAACUUACUCAGAAGUUGUUUCUAGAUGAUCUUAAGGCCAAGUUCAAACAUGGGCCUUGCCGGGUCUAAAACUAGGUCACGGGGUCACUUAGUGCGUUUUUUAAUAUUCAGCAUGGUGUCCUCUCUCUUAUUCAAGUAGUUUUCAUCCGAUGUUCACCAAACUUGGUCAGAAGUUUUAUCAAGUAGUUUAAAUCAGAUCUUCACCACACAUGGUCAGAAGUUGUAACUAGAUGAUGUGUAGGUCAAGUUCGAAUAUGGGCCAUGCCUGGUCAAAAACUAGGUCAUGUGGUCACUUAGUGUGUUUUAAACCUCACCAUGUUGUCCGCUCUCUAAUUCAAGUAGUUUUUAUCCAAUCUUCACCAAAAUUGGUCUGUUGUAUCUUGAUAAUGUCUAGGGCAAGUUUGAAUAUGGGUCAUGCCGGGUCUUAAACAAGGUCACUGGGUCACUUAGUGCGUUUUAAACAUCACAAUGUUUUCCGCUCUCUAAUUCAAGUAGCUUUCAUCCAAUCUUCACCAAACUUGGUCAGAAGUUGUAUCUAGAUGAUGUCUAGGUCAAGUUUAAAUAUGGGUCAUGCGGGGUCAAAAACUAGGUUACGGGGUAUCUUAGUGCGUUUUAAACCUCACCAUGUUGUCCGUUUACUAAUUCAAGUAGUUUUCAUCCAAUCCUCACCAAACAUGGUCACAAGUUUUAUCUAAAUGAUCUCAAGGACAAGUUUGAACAUGGGCCAUUCCGGGCCUAAAACUUGGUCACGGGGUCACUUAGUGCGUUUUUUAACAUUCAGCAUGGUGUCCGCUCUCUAAUUCAAGUAAUUUACAUCGGAUCUUCACCAAACUUGGUCAGAAGUUUUAUGGAGAUGAUCUUAAGGCCAAGUUAGAACAUGGGCCUUUCUGGGUAAAAAACUAGGUCAAUGGGUUACUUAGUGCGUUUUAAAAAUUGAGCAUGGUGUCCGCUGUUUUUUGUGAAGACGACAUGCAAAAUAUUAUGUGUCAAUGCAGCAUGUGGGGGUAUACGUCAUGUCUGUGACAAAGCUCUAGUUAAUAUUGCAAAGUUCAUGAAAAUGUGUCUAGAAAGUUUGCACUCAAUUGUUAAGCAAUGUUUUAUCAUUUGAGUUUGGUUUUGAUAGCAGAUAUUUCUGACAUCUGACAUUAUCAGCUUUGUGUUACAAUACUGUUGAUACUAUAAAUACACUGUAAUGUGAGAUCCUAGUAUGUUUUCACUGUUGUUUACAAGAAUAUUUCUAUUCAUAAUGUUGACAUGUCAGUAAUAAGAAUUUCAUGAAACAUAAUAGAAUAGCAAGGGUCAGAGUGUUGUUGAUUCAGACAUAUAUGUAAUUUCAUGUUGGGAAGUUGUGUAAAAAAUGUGUCGAAGACAAAA
Messenger RNA from Dreissena polymorpha, 2317 nucleotides. RefSeq names its product DNA-directed RNA polymerases I, II, and III subunit RPABC2-like. Gene Ontology annotation, biological process: DNA-templated transcription. The transcript has 5 exons. NCBI's taxonomy places the organism in Eukaryota, Metazoa, Mollusca, Bivalvia, Myida, Dreissenidae. The record is from RefSeq and is a predicted model, not a curated record. Gene Ontology annotation, cellular component: RNA polymerase III complex; RNA polymerase I complex; RNA polymerase II, core complex. Bases 129 to 521 code for a protein of 130 amino acids. Gene Ontology annotation, molecular function: DNA-directed RNA polymerase activity; DNA binding.